AUGCUUGCAGGUCGGUCUGGUGUAUAUGUUCAACCUCAUCGUCGGGACGGGAGCCUUAACCAUGCCAAAGGCCUUUGCGACCGCGGGGUGGCUCGUGAGCCUCGUCCUCCUCAUGUUCCUGGGCUUCAUGAGCUAUAUGACUACCACCUUUGUGGUAGAAGCCAUGGCUGCUGCAAAUGCCCAGCUGCGAUGGAAGAGGAUGGAAAAGCGCAAGGAAGAUGAUGAGGAGGAUGAGGAUUCCUCCUCUGGAGUAUCUGACAGCGAUGUUCUCCUCCAGGAUGGCUACGAGCGAGCGGAGACGCGGCCUAUCCUUUCAGUUCAGAGACGUGGUUCACCCAAUAUCUUUGAAAUCACUGAAAGGGUGGAAAUGGGUCAGAUGGCUUCCAUGUUCUUCAAUAAAGUGGGUGUCAACCUCUUCUAUUUCUGCAUCAUUGUCUACCUCUACGGGGACCUGGCGAUCUACGCGGCGGCGGUGCCGGUCUCUCUCAUGCAGGUGACCUGUAGUGCCACUGGCAACCAUUCCUGCAGUGUUGGAGAUGGCACCAAGUAUAACGACACAGAUAAGUGCUGGGGGCCGAUUCGACGGAUUGAUGCCUACAGACUCUACCUGGCAGCAUUCACUCUUCUCCUGGGUCCUUUCACCUUCUUCAAUGUGCAGAAGACAAAGUAUCUACAGAUUAUGACCUCCCUGAUGAGAUGGAUAGCGUUCAUCCUCAUGAUCAUCCUGGCGCUCAUCCGCAUCAGCCGAGGCCAAGCAGAGGGCCACCCGUCCGUGGCGCAGCUGUCGGGCAUCCGCAACCUCUUUGGGGUGUGUGUGUACUCCUUCAUGUGCCAGCACUCGCUGCCGUCGCUCAUCACCCCCAUCUCCAAGAAGAGGCACGUCAACAAGCUCGUGCUGCUCGAUUACGUCCUCAUCCUGGCCUUCUACAGCCUGCUGUCCUUCACCGCCAUUUACUGCUUCCGCAACGACACCCUCAUGGACAUGUACACGCUCAACUUCACCAACUGUCAGAUCAUCAACGUCGCCUUCGUUCGCUACUUCUUGGGCCUCUUCCCGGUCUUCACCAUCAGCACCAACUUCCCCAUCAUCGCCGUGACCCUGCGCAACAACUGGAAGACCCUUUUCCACAGGGAAGGGGGGACGUACCCCUGGGUGGUGGACAGGAUUGUCUUUCCUGCCAUCACGUUGGUUCCCCCCGUGCUGGUGGCUUUCUGCACGCACGAUCUGGAGUCCUUGGUGGGGAUCACGGGGGCCUACGCUGGGAACGGGAUCCAGUACCUCAUUCCCGCUUUCCUGGCGUACUGUAGCCGCAAGGACACUCAGCUGGUGUUCGGCAGCGGGACUGUGAACAAGCACCUGUCCCCGUUCCGGCACACCUUCUGGAUUGUGUUUGUGCUCAUCUGGGGCUUCUCCUGCUUCGUGUUUGUGACUGCAAACAUCGUCCUGAGCGAGUCGAAGCUCUGA
Molecule: messenger RNA, 1465 nt
Organism: Tinamus guttatus (white-throated tinamou)
Lineage: Eukaryota; Metazoa; Chordata; Aves; Tinamiformes; Tinamidae
Gene: SLC38A12
Product: solute carrier family 38 member 12
Source: RefSeq, a predicted model, not a curated record